AUGUUUUUGUUGUUUUUGGUGUUAUUUAACUAUUGUUAUGUUGUGAAUGGUAAGUUUUUGAUGAUAAAGAGAUGGAGUAUUGUUAUUUUAGGGUUUGUAACUGGUUCAUUGUUCUUUCAAGUUGAUUAUCCAGAGAACUUGCAAUAUGUUUAUGAAUUCUUGCCGUCCUAUCAGAUUGGAGCCAGAUUUCCUCAUGUUCCAGUUGAAGUAAGUAUUUACGUUUCGUUUUUUUGGUUUAGGUACCUUCUUUAGGCUCUCAAGAAGCUUUUGCAUUCUUUUCAAACUUAAAACGACUUUUGAAGCCUAAAAAACAUUAUUUUAGAUGUACAUGGUGCUAGCAAAACCGAUCGAAGCCUGUGAACCAUUGACGAACGAGAUUGAUGUUGAAGAUAGCAUCGUACUGAUCGAACGUGGGUCUUGUUCGUUUGCUGAGAAGGCUGUGAAUGCUGAAAGAGCUGGAGCACGUGCUGUUUUAAUUACGGACGCAGCAAAUUCAACAUCCGGUUUCAUUGAGAUGAUCAGAGAUGAAGGUGGGCUAGCGGCCGGGAUUCCGGCUGGAUAUCUCCCUGGGAACAAUGGGUAUGUCUUCGUAGUAUUUUUGAUGAGUUAGAACAGGCUCUUAGCCACAAUCUCAUAUAAAAAUUAAAUAUUUUGGUCGAGUAUUAGUGAAGUUACAUCAAUUUUCCUUCAUCUAUCUAGAUGUAUAUAAACUUACUUCAACGAAUUCCAGGAAAAGAAUGCGAGACUACCUAAAUUACGAAGGCGACUACAUUAAACUACGAAUUCCGUUCAACUUUACGACCAAAGGAAUGCGGGACGCGCUUAACAAACCUCCAUGGGACUUGUGGUAG
This is a messenger RNA of Bursaphelenchus okinawaensis, 851 nucleotides long. NCBI's taxonomy places the organism in Eukaryota, Metazoa, Nematoda, Chromadorea, Rhabditida, Aphelenchoididae. The record is from the annotation of a GenBank genome assembly.